Molecule: messenger RNA, 1623 nt
Organism: Aspergillus campestris IBT 28561
Lineage: Eukaryota; Fungi; Ascomycota; Eurotiomycetes; Eurotiales; Aspergillaceae
Product: putative phosphatidylinositol-3,4,5-trisphosphate 3-phosphatase
Exons: 3
Coding region: 1-1623 (540 amino acids)
Biological process (GO): regulation of phosphatidylinositol 3-kinase/protein kinase B signal transduction; cell motility; protein dephosphorylation
Cellular component (GO): plasma membrane; cell projection; nucleus
Molecular function (GO): protein tyrosine/serine/threonine phosphatase activity; phosphatidylinositol-3,4,5-trisphosphate 3-phosphatase activity; protein tyrosine phosphatase activity
Source: RefSeq, a predicted model, not a curated record
AUGGCGUCGAUCCUCCGGCAGAUUGUCGCGGGUCCCCGACUGAGACAUCCAGAGGCAGGCCUCGAUCUCUGCUAUGUUACGGAUAAUAUCAUCGCAACGUCGGGUCCGUCGACCAACUAUCCGCAACGCGCAUAUCGAACCCCCCUGGACGAUCUAGUCAGCUUCCUCGACGCCAAACAUGGCAAGGACUGGGCUAUCUGGGAGUUCCGCGCGGAGGGUACUGGCUACCCGGACGAGGAGGUCUACGGGCGCAUCCACCACUACCCAUGGCCCGACCAUCACCCGCCGCCGUUUGCGCUCAUCCCGCCCAUGAUGGGCAGCAUGCGCAACUGGCUCCAGGGGAUCGAACCGCAGGAUAAGCCACAAUCCCCUCCUGGGGAGAGGGUGAUGGUGGUGCACUGCAAAGCCGGCAAAGGCCGCAGCGGCACAGCCGUGUGCAGCUACCUAAUCAGCCAAGAAGGGUGGAAAAUCGAAGACGCCCUGCAGCGGUUCACCGAGCGACGGAUGCGCGCCCGAUUCGGAGCCGGCGUGAGCAUCCCCAGCCAGCUGCGCUGGGUCCGCUACGUCGAUCGGUGGACGAACCAGAUGGGUAAGAAAUACGUCGAGCGGCCCGUGGAGAUUCUAGAGCUGCAUGUCUGGGGCCUGCGGGACGGCGUCAAAGCCGCGGUGGAAGGGUUCGAAGACAAGGGCAAGAAGAUCAAAUGCUUCCAUCUAUUCCACCACAGCGAGCGCACAGACGUGGAUUCCGGGCAGUCCACACCACAGGAGAGCAGCAGCAGUGGCGAGGACAGCAAUAGCCCCAAGGAGCCCCUAUCAGCCAUCACCAACACCCAAACCCCAUCCAACUCACUCCCCCCGCGUUCCACCACCGAAGGGGAAAUCCCAACCAGCGAAUCAUCCGACGAUACGAACCCAAAACACCUCUCAGCCUACAUCUUCCGCCCCAGCGAACGCGUCAUCCUCCCCACCUCAGACGUCAACAUCGUCUUCGAGCGCCGCAGCAAAGCCUCCUACAAAGGCUGGGCAAUGGUGACGUCUGUCGCGCACGUAUGGUUCAACGCCUUCUUCGAAGGCGGCGACAAGCACGACUCGGGCGUCUUCGAAGCCGAAUGGGACGCGCUCGACGGGAUCAAGGGCACAACCAAGAAGGGCGUUCGCUCUCUCGAACGUCUUCAGGUCGUUUGGCGGUAUCCGUCUGCAUCGGAGCUCGAGGCGGGCAAAUCAAGCGCUGUGCAAGAAGCUCCAGCCCAGGGCCAGGCGAUCCCGGUUCCGCAGCCGGGUGAGCCUAUCCAGGAGGAUCAGCCUGCCGAUUGGCAUCUUCGUGAGACGCACAAAGAGAACGAACCGCGCGUUAUCCCGCACAAUCAGGAGAAUCAGCCGCCUGCGGCUCAGGACGUCAGUCAGUCUGGCGAUUCUCCGGCGCUUGGCCAGUUCAAGCGUGACGAGAGGGUGGAUGUGAAUAAUAAAGAACCUGCUCGCGAGAACGCUCCUCAGGAGGAAGUCACUCAGUCGUCUGAUCAGGGCAAGGAGAGCCAGAAAGUGGGCUCUUCUGUUGAUCAGGCUCAAGCUGGGGCUCAGCCUCAGCCAGCUGACAAGCCGGCUGGCGACAAGAACCAGCAAUAA